AUGACAAUUAUAUUUGGGAAAUUCAUCCAAAGUUUUUUUGAUUUUGAGUUUGCCAUCAAUACUGGAAGUGAUGUUGGUGUCGCAAAAGAAAAAUUAAAUGAUGAUGUCAAAAGAAAUGCUUAUUAUUUCUUAGGUCUCGGUUGUGCCGUUUUCGUAUUUUCUUAUGGUCAAAUGUCUUUUUGGAUGUUCUCCGGCGAAAGACAGGCAAAAAGGAUUCGUGAAUUGUAUUAUACCGCAAUCCUUCGUCAAGAUAUCGCUUUCUUUGAUACUGUCUCAACUGGUGAUGUUACCACCCGUAUCUCUGGUGACACGAGCCUUUACCAAGAAGGAAUUUCAGAAAAAGUUGGUUUAAUAUUGCAACAGUUCGCCACUUUCAUUGGUGGUUUCGCAGUCGCUUACACGACAGGAUGGAAAUUGUCACUUGUUCUUACUGCUAUAAUCCCGCUCCUCGCUGUCGCUGGAGGUGUAAUGGCCAAAGCCAUUUCUAAUGACGCUUCUCAAGGACAAGAUGCUUACGCCGAAGCCGGUGGUAUAGCCGAACAAGUCUUAUCUGGAAUUCGAACUGUCGUUUCAUUUGGCGGGGAAAAACGCGAACUCGCUCGUUACAAUAAUAAAUUAAAUGAUGCAUAUAAAAUUGGUGUAAAGAAAGCUUUUAUAAGUGGUGCCGGUCUUGGUGCGAUGAUGUUUAUUAUGUUUGGAAGUUACGGUUUAGCUUUCUGGUAUGGAAGCAUUCUUAUCGUCAAAGGUGAACAAACCGGGUCGGAAGUUUUGAAUGUCUUCUUCGCUGUUAUCAUUGGUGCCUUCUCUAUCGGAAAUGCUGCGCCACACUUCUCGUCGGUGGGAAAUGCGUUAGGUGCGGCUACCAAACUCUUCGCUGUUAUUAAAAGGGUUCCCACUAUAGAUUCCUCUUCAAAUGCGGGCAAAAAUAUCAAUAGAUCUGAGCUUGUAGGAAAAAUUGAAUUCAAAAAUAUUAAAUUUCAUUAUCCCACGCGUCCUGAAGUACAAGUUUUAAACGAUUUCAAUUUAACGAUUGAACCUGGUCAAACUGUUGCUCUAGUUGGUAGUUCAGGAAGUGGUAAAUCAACAAUUGUUGGUUUAUUAGAAAGAUUUUAUAAUCCUAUUAGUGGAACUAUUACUUUGGACGGUGAAGAUAUUAAAAAUUUUAAUGUUAAAUCUUUAAGGACUCAAAUUGGUCUCGUAGGUCAAGAACCCGUCCUUUUCCCUGAAAGUAUUAAGCAAAAUAUUUUAUGGGGUGCUGAUCCUUUUAAGAAAGAGCAAACUUUGGAACAUGUUAUUGAAGCUUGUAAGAAAGCCAAUGCUCAUGAUUUCAUUGAUGAGUUACCAAAAAAAUAUGAUACCUUAGUUGGUGAAAAAGGUGCUUUGUUAUCUGGAGGUCAAAAACAACGUAUCGCAAUUGCUCGUGCUUUGAUUAAAGAUCCUCCGAUAUUAUUACUCGACGAAGCCACAUCUGCCCUUGAUACCGAAUCUGAGAAACUUGUGCAAGAUGCUCUUGAUAAUGCUUCAACGAAUCGAACUACAAUCGUUAUUGCACAUCGGUUAUCAACCAUUAAAAAUGCCGAUAAAAUUGUCGUUAUGUCUAAAGGUGAAAUUAUAGAAGUUGGUCGCCAUGACGAAUUAAUAGCCAAACAAGGUGCUUAUUUUGGACUUGUAAAAGCCCAAGAAUUAAAGACUCGACAACUUGGUUCCGAAGAUAUUAACGAUAACGAAGAUGAUGAAGACGAUUCAAGUUUAAGUAAUCAAACCGAGGAUGAAACAACCAUUAAUUUUGAUGACAAACAUCACAAUUUACAUUUACGUCGUAUGUCAACAAAAGCUUCAACCGUAAAAUCUGGUGGUAAAACGGAACAAGAAAUCCUUGAAGAGUCCGAGGCGGAAAAAUUAUUGCAAAAAAUGCCACUUUCAAGAGUUUUUAGAAUGAACUCUCCCGAAGCCAUUCUCAUAUUCAUCGGAACAAUCUCAGCCGCCGUUAAUGGAGCCAUCAUGCCACUCUUCUCUUUAAUUUUCUCUUCAAUUUUAACCGUAUUUUCAAGAACUGAUCAACCUAUAGAACUUCGAAAACAAGCAAAUUUCUGGGCUGGGAUGUUUGGAGUUCUUGCUUUGGUCGCAUUUCUUUGCAAUUUCUUCCAAAUCUCAUGUUUCAUGCUUUCAGGUGAAAGACUUACAAGAAGGUUACGCAGCUUAACAUUUGAAGCUCUUAUGAAACAAGAAAUCGGUUAUUUUGAUGACGAAAAUAAUGGUACCGGUAUUCUGACAUCAAAAUUAGCUGUCGAUGCCACUAAAGGAAUUGCAUUUUACUUUGGUUGGAAACUUACAUUGGUUAUUCUUGCCGCAGCUCCGGUUGUUGCCAUUGGUGGAUUUUUGGAAAUGAAGUCUCUUGCAGGUUUUGGGGCGAAAACGCGUAAAGCUUAUGAAGGUACCGGACAAAUUGUUCAACAGAGUGUUUCCAAUAUGAGAACAAUUUCAGCCCUUACCAGAGAAGAUACAUUCAGAACCAUGUACAUUGAAGCUAUUCGAAUUCCUCACAAGAUUGCUAUUAAAGGAAGUUUUCUAUCAUCUUUUGGAUUCGCAGCUUCUCAAGGAUUUUUAUAUUUUGUUUGGUCUCUUGCUUUCUGGUAUGGAGGACAAUUAAUUAUUAGUCGAGAAUACGAAACUACAUUCGCACCAAAUACCGCAAAAGCCAAGGUUGCGGCACUUUCAAUUUUUGAAAUUCUUGAUCGUGAAUCAAAAAUUGAUGUAUCAGAUACCGAAGGAAAAGAUAGACCUACGCCAGUUACAGGUGAAGCAAGGAUUGAAAGAGCGCAUUUUAAUUAUCCAGCGAGGCCCGAUAUACAUAUUCUUAAAGGAUUGGAUAUGUCAAUUCUAGCUGGUAAAACGAUUGCAUUAGUUGGAUCUUCAGGAUCGGGAAAAUCAACAGUCAUAUCAUUAUUGCUAAGAUGGUAUGAUGUUAACUCAGGAAAAGUCGAUAUAGAAAAGAUUAAUAUAAAAGAUUGGAACCUUGAAUAUUUGAGAUCAAACCUUGCAUUAGUAGGACAAGAGCCUGUAUUAUUUGAUUCAACAAUAAGAGAAAGCAUUGCUUAUGGUAAAGAUGGGUGUUCACAAGAAGAAAUUGAAACAGCGGCAAAAGGGGCAAAUAUUCAUAACUUUAUUAUGAGUUUGCCUGAUAAAUAUGACACGAGAGUAGGAGAAAAAGGUACACAAUUAUCGGGGGGACAAAAGCAACGCGUUGCUAUCGCGAGGGCAUUAAUUCGUUCACCAAAGUUAUUAUUACUUGACGAAGCCACAUCAGCUUUAGAUUCCGAGUCCGAAAAGGUAGUACAAAAUGCUUUAGAUAAAGCUUCUAAAGGUAGAACUACACUUACCAUUGCACAUCGAUUGUCCACCAUACAAAAUGCCGAUUUAAUUUUAGUUUGCAAGAAAGGUAAAAUUGUUGAAAGUGGUAAUCAUAUGGAACUAAUUUCUCAACAAGGUUUAUAUUAUGAAUUAGUUAAUAAGCAAACUUUAAUGAAAAAGAAGUAA
This is a messenger RNA of Funneliformis mosseae, 3537 nucleotides long. The record is from the annotation of a GenBank genome assembly. Lineage: Eukaryota; Fungi; Glomeromycota; Glomeromycetes; Glomerales; Glomeraceae.